AAAUUCCAGUAUUGUUUAUCAAGUGAACCAACUAAGCCAUGUUUGGUGCUAACAUUCAAAGGCAUAACUAUAAUGCUGGACUGCAGUUUGAAUAUGCAGUCAAUAUUAAACUUCAUGCCGAUCCCGAUGGUACCAAGUGGGAAAUUCAACGCCUUGCCGAACUGGCUUCCGCGAGACACCCAUCACAAUCAUUACCACAGCCAGACCCCUUAUCAGCAGUAUCACAGCCAGGAGUGGAAAAUCGAAGGCGAAUUAAAGGAAUGCUGUGGUCGGGUAUUCGUAGAUUCGAUACCUGAAUUUUCGCCUCCGCUCGAGAAAAUAAUAGACUUUUCAGAGAUCGACGUGAUACUGGUGUCAAACUACACGUGUAUGAUGGCCUUGCCGUUCAUCACUGAAGCUACAGGGUUCAAGGGAAUCGUGUAUGCGACAGAACCAACGCUCCAGAUCGGGAGAUUCUUUAUGGAGGAAUUGGUCCAGUAUAUUGAGCAGACUCCCAGAACUACUUUAGCCAAGUACUGGAAGGAGAUGCUUCAUAUUUUGCCUUCUCCUUUAGCAGACGCUGUUAAACCUAAAUCUUGGAAGCAAUUGUACUCGAUGAAUGCUGUUAAUUCAGCGCUGUCUAAUAUCCAGUUGGUCGGAUACGAUCAGAAAUUAGACAUAUACGGAGCUCUAACAGUUACCCCAAUAAGUUCCGGCUACUGUUUAGGCAGCAGCAAUUGGCUAAUUUCUUGCGAGCACGAGAAAGUAGCUUACGUAAGCGGAUCAUCAACGUUGACAACUCACCCAAGACCGAUGGAGCAAACAACUCUAAAACAUUCUGACGUUCUGAUUUUAACGGGACUAACUCAGACUCCAACUGCUAAUCCUGACACGAUGCUCGGUGAAUUGUGCAUGGCGGUAGCAAUGACUCUCCGAAGUAGCGGAUGUGUUCUGAUACCUUGCUACCCUUCAGGAGUAGUUUAUGACUUGUUCGAGUGCCUGAGCACACACUUGGACAAAAUAGGGUUGACGCAGAUUCCGCUGUUCUUCGUAUCGCCGGUCGCUGAGUCUUCAUUAGCAUAUUCAAAUAUUCUUGCUGAAUGGCUGUCGACGAAUAAGCAGAACAAGGUUUAUUUGCCUGAAGAACCGUUUCCUCACGGAUUCUUGGUGAAGAAUGCAAGGUUGAAGCACUUCACCUCGAUUUGGCAGGGAGGAUUCAGCACAGAGUACCGACAACCUUGUGUGGUCUUUUGUGGACAUCCCAGCUUGCGUUUCGGCGACGCGGUUCAUUUUGUUCAGCUCUGGGGCAACAAUCCUCAGCACACGAUUAUCUUCACAGAGCCAGACUUUCCGUAUUUAGAAGCUCUUGCUCCGUAUCAGCCGCUUGCGAUGAAAGCUGUGCACUGUCCAAUUGAUACUUCGCUCAAUUUCACGCAAGCCAACAAACUUAUUCGGGAUUUGAAGCCAGAUAAUCUUGUGAUACCUGAGUGCUACACUCAGCCUCCUUACACUGCACCUCAUCGGCUUGAUCUUAUCAUCGAACCAGUAGCUCCAGAAAAACCACUUAUUACUUUCAGAAGAGGCGAAGUGACUAAACUGCCCCUGAAAAGAAGCAAGAGUCGGAUUUUUAUUGAACCUAAAUUAGCUAGCAGUAUUAUUCCGAGUCAAAUUCGACCUGGAUUGAGCUUGGCCUCGAUCACAGGAGAACUCGAGAUAAAGGAUAAUGUGUAUACGAUAAAAAGUAUUGAGCCCCAGCAGCAAUUAAUUGGAAGAGGUAAAAGAAAAAUCCAAGACGCUUCGUCGUCAGUUGACACUAAAGACAGUAAAGACGGAGAGAAUUUUAAAGAAAAAGAUCUGAGACACGAGUAUGUUUUAAUGGGUCGGAGAAAUCACACGUGUAAUAAGUGUGAUGUGUGCGCGGAUUAG
Molecule: messenger RNA, 1905 nt
Organism: Cotesia congregata
Lineage: Eukaryota; Metazoa; Arthropoda; Insecta; Hymenoptera; Braconidae
Source: the annotation of a GenBank genome assembly